UGAACAAUUGAACCGCCUUCGACACUCUCUCUGAUUGGACGCCAGCAGGAACUCCCCAGGGGUGGGUGAAGUCAUAUUAAUCACCGAAAAUUGGAGAAGCCCGCAAAACAGGUCAACCGCACGGCGACUUUUCGGCCCACUGUAGUGCUACAGUGAAGGAUACUCCUGUGAAAGCCGGUUACUCUCGAGCACUCACAAUGAGUUCGAUUCCAGACGGGUUUCCCAUAUCCCUCCAGUCAUGGCCAUCGACGGAGGGGGAUCCAAAGAAGUCCCUACCGUUCAUGAUCCAACGGAUCAGAGACGAACGGGGCGGGUUCCUGAAUGCCAACGAGGAAAGUCUGCGGCGAGAGAUUGCUGAAGCCGGGGCUGACGAUGAAGAUGAUGGCACGAGCGAGGAGGAAGACGAUGAGGAGGAAGAGAAGCCGGAUCGACAGAAGGAGCUGAUGAAAGCACGAGAGGAGAUGCUGGCGCAGAUAGAAUACGCUCAUCAGCAUACAAUGUUCGCUCUAGACUUCGUGUCUCUCCUCCUAUCCAAAGAUCAACCGACUCAAGCCAGCAUGACCAUAUCGCCAUUUCUACGGGAGACACUGCCGUUGGGAACAUUGGGAGCGGAUAAAAUACACGCGUCAAAGGUCACGGAUGCAGUGAAGGAAGACAAUAAACACGUAGCCAAGGGCUUCAAGAUCCAAAACCUUAACAAGACUGUAGAUUCUAUUCUGGCAUCUGCAUCUAGGCUCGAGAAGGAAAUCGAGGUGGAAACGAAAUAUUGGGAGCAGGUCCUUGCUGUCAGCGAGAACGGAUGGGCUGUUUGUCGACUACCAAAUGAGAAGCAGACAUUGGGAGUUAGAUUUGGGUUCUCAGAAGCAUCAGCGACAUUCAGAAAUCGCAGUCUAGCCGCUCUCCGAAGAGAGCCAGACGGUAGUAUAUAUCUGGACCAAGGUAUCGCAACCGCCGAGCCUCAAUACGUCCGAGUGCGCAUCCAGUCCAACAUCGGUGAAUGCGGUUCCUCGACUGUACCGUCAGCUACUGCCGACGACGCCCCAAUCGAAGCCCGCAUUCAGCAAGCAAGGAACACAAUCUUCGAUACUGAACUCUGGCAAGAGCUCAACCGCGAAGCACGGACGUUGGCCUCCUUCGGCGUUCGUUCCAAGGACGACACAAUAACCUGUCCACUCUCCCCUAACAAGACUAUCAUACUAGACCUCGUUUCUCUAGAUGAUUACAGCCCAGCACCACCUCGCAGCGAUGAUUACAUAGCAGAAGGUAUAUCCCUGGCUCUUCAUCUCCUAUUGAGCUACGCGCACCGCCAGAACUUCCACCGCCGGACUCAAACCCCCGCGCCCCUCUCUGCAUACAAGCGUCCCAAUCCACCAUAUGCCCUGCUCCGCCCUCUGAUCUCGCGGGUGAACCAUCAAUCUACCCUCUCCAGCAUCCAUGCCUUGCUUGUCCCUCUGUGCUCAAUCCUUACCUCGACCUCACUCUCCCCACCUCCAACUUAUACACUAACUAAGCCCUCACGCCUCGAGCAACUCUCAAAAUUACCCCCUACAGAAGCCACAAUCCUCUCUCUCAUCGACCAUCUGCAAGUGCAGCUCACCCUAAGCCUCACCCCGGCAUGCAACAUCAUCUUGAAAACCCGUACCCUCCUCUUCCCGCUAGCCAACACGAACUUCAACCUGACGCUCGAGCCCGCGGAUUCCUUCAUGCACGAGGCCUGCAGGGCUCCAGGGGUAGUCGAUCACUGGCGCAAAGCCCACGACUACAUCCUCUUCGCCACAUCCUGCGCACUAGCUGGAUCAUUCGCAUCCCCUCCUACUAAAGUCCCCGAGGGAGAAAACGGCGCCGGAGGAGCAGCGCGAUGGGAAGCAACAACACGCCCUCACGUCCUCCGUCGAGUUCAAGGCCAAACCGGACAAGGCAAGAGUAAACACCUCUCCUUCUCCCUCGAGGAUUUCACCGCAUCCCAGAAGAAAGGCCUACGGUUGCGCGUCAGUUGGGAAUGGAUGGGCGGUGUUCUCGAACAUAUGCCAGGCGGGCUUGACUCUCGUAGUCCUGGGGCGGGACGGGGGAAGAAGGUGGUCAAGGGGGAGGGCUUCUAUGAGUGGGUUCUUUUGGAGGGAGAGAGUCAGGUGGUUGGCAGGGGAAUGGCCGGGGAGGGAGGUGCUUGGGUGGAGGGCGUGCCGGUCAAGAGUUUGAAGGAGGUUGUGGAAAUUGCGGAGAGGGAUUAGGAUGCGAAAUUAUGGUUGUAUGAAUUGCAUUUCAGUAUUCAAAAAAGAUACGUAAAACGUGAGCUGAUUCCCUGGUCCCUG
This is a messenger RNA of Amorphotheca resinae ATCC 22711, 2309 nucleotides long. RefSeq lists its product as hypothetical. NCBI's taxonomy places the organism in Eukaryota, Fungi, Ascomycota, Leotiomycetes, Helotiales, Amorphothecaceae. Gene Ontology annotation, biological process: regulation of transcription by RNA polymerase II. Gene Ontology annotation, cellular component: mediator complex; core mediator complex. The transcript has 3 exons. Bases 198 to 2228 code for a protein of 676 amino acids. Gene Ontology annotation, molecular function: transcription coregulator activity. The record is from RefSeq and is a predicted model, not a curated record.